CUCAGUUAAAAUUAUGUCAGAAAUGUGAAGUUAUUGUUUUUUUUUAAAUUUAUUCUUCUUUGAAACAGAUAUAUAGGAAAGUCAAUUUUCUGUGCAAACAUAGCAAAUGCUAUUUACAUUCCACAAAAAAUCAUAAUUAACAAUUUAAACCACAUGUUAAUUGUUGAAAAUGUUAAAGUUUGGCUCCCGAGGUGACAGUAAUAUUGUUUAUAAAUGUACAGUGAGAUUACUAGAAGACACAGAGAUACUAGAAUGCGAGUAUAAGCCACAUCAUAAGGGGAAGUACUUAUUAGAAUAUGUAUGCCAGCAGCUUAACCUUAUUGAGUAUGAUUAUUUGGGGCUUCGGUUUGUGGAUCUUCAUGAUCAGAGACACUGGCUAGAUUUAGGCAAGUCCAUUUUUAAGCAAGUGAAAGAUUUGGAUCCAGUACUAUUCAGCUUCAGAGUGAAGUUUUAUCCUCCAGAUCCAUUUAGAUUGAAAGACGAGAUAACACGUUACCAAAUCUUUCUUCAGCUUAAAAGGGACUUGCUGCUUGGAAGGUUGUACUGCGUUCCAAAUGAAGCUGCUAUGCUAGCUGCCUUCAUAUUACAAUCAGAACUGGGGGACUAUGACCCUGAGAUUCACCUGGGAAACUAUGCUUCCAAUUUCAAAAUGCUUAUCAAGCAGACUGAUCCAAUAGAGGAUAAAGCAAUGGAUAUACAUCAGAAGCAGUUGAAAGGACAGACACAGUCCCAAGUGGAAAAUGCUUUUUUGAAGCUUGCUUGCCAAUUGGACACCUAUGGAGUUGAUCCACAUUCUGUGAAGGACCACAAGAGUAGCCAACUUUACUUAGGUAUUAAUUAUAGCGGGAUUUUGACCAUACAAGGAUGUAAGAAAACACACCACUUUCGGUGGGCUGACAUACAGAAAAUCAAUUAUGAAGGAAAAAUGUUUAUAGUGCAUUUGAAUUAUAAUGAUAAAAAACAUACAGUUGGAUUUAAAUGUCCAACUGGUGCUGCUUGCAGGCAUGUAUGGCGCUGUGCUAUUGAACAAAUGUUAUUUUUUACAUUACCUACUAGCUCUGAUGCUCCCACCGUCACCGGCGGUGGAUUUUUCUCUUGGGGUACGAAAUUCAAGUACACAGGAAGGACGGAGAAGGAAAUAUUAGAAGACAGUGGCUCUCCAAACAAGGACGACUCCAACAACCAGUGUACCGGCAACAUUAAGAGAAAAGCCUCAAGUGUACCUGCAACUCCAUCGACUCCUCUGCAGCCGCAUUUAGGUUACAAUAAUUUAACGAGAUCAAGCCAUUCAGAUGCUGGUGGUUCUCGGAUGGAACCGUGUAGUAGCACUGGCCUCUGUUCAGGAUUAGAUGGGCCAGCAAACCAAGUAUAUACCGAUGUUUCAGGAUUAGAAACGGUUUCCGAAGACCAGGAGGGCAUGGGGAUGGCGAAGCUACGCACGACAGUUCUGAAGGAUGAUUCAAUGGAUAGAUUUAGUGACUAUUACUUCCGUGAUUCUUUUGAACAUUCGUCAUCCGAAUCGCAGUUAAACCUAAAUAGCUACAGGAGCUAUGAAGCAACGAACCCAUCGCAUCGUUCGAGCAGAAGUCAAACUCCGCUCUCGCAUUCCCAAGUGGAUGGUCGGAUCUGUCUCUCUAAUGUUGCAUCAGCGAACGUUGCGCAACCCAAGCAGCCGAACCCGAAGUGUCGUAAGUUCAACGUCGUUAAAGCAUUCGUACCUUCCUUCGCGAUAGUCACCGUUUUUCUACUCAUCUCCACUAUCGUUCUUCUUGAAACCGACAGCGAGUUCUUCACGACCAUCAGAAAUUUACCGGAAAUCAACUCGCUAAGGUAUCAAGUCUACGAGCCACUCAAACAGUAUUUAAGACAAAUCCUCUCGAAUAUAUUUUCGUAAUCUCAAAUUCACUCUCUAUGCCAAAAUAUGUACAUAAUAGUAAGAAAAAAAACGAUUACGAAGCAAAUGUUAAUACGAAAAGAAGCUCCAAAACAAGUACAAACAAACGAGUAAUAACAUUUACCGGAUGUGCAACAUUCUAAUUACUAAGUAACUACCAUUUCGAUUAAAAAAUUAAAUUGAACGUGGCUUUAAAUUGAAUCUCGCUACGUUCCAAAUUCACAAUAUACUUUCGUUAGGGUUUUCAUUUAGUACACAGCUGUGGGGAUUGCAAUACCGAAUAAAAUUGCAUUUAAUAUAUUCACUAAUAUUUAUAUUUUAAUACUGCGAAUGCGAAAUAUUUAACCUUAACUCCAGCGACUUCCAAUUUCUUACGUCCUCUAUAUAGUAAUUUCAGCAAUAAUCAUUUUUCUGAUGAAAUAUAUUUCCUGUUGUGUAAUCCCGAUAUAACGUAACUUUUCUUCAGAUUUUUCCGGUAUGGCAAUCGCUGCACAGAAGGGAACAAAACUAGUACAUAUAUUGGUGAAAAUGUAAUAAUAAUAACGAAACAAUCCAUUUUCUAUCGCUCCUCUUUCCUCUUACAAAUUUACUAGUUAAAAAUUGCAUGCAACUAACAAAAAAAAAUGCAUCCGCCAAAUUAGGUGAAUUGAAAAUAAUAUA
This is a messenger RNA of Nicrophorus vespilloides, 2554 nucleotides long. RefSeq names its product FERM domain-containing protein 5 (gene Frmd5). The record is from RefSeq and is a predicted model, not a curated record. The transcript is spliced from 7 exons. Gene Ontology annotation, cellular component: cytoskeleton. Bases 170 to 1894 code for a protein of 574 amino acids. NCBI's taxonomy places the organism in Eukaryota, Metazoa, Arthropoda, Insecta, Coleoptera, Silphidae. Gene Ontology annotation, molecular function: cytoskeletal protein binding.